AUGGCUACCAAGGUGAAAGCAGACGGCAAGACGCCGCCCUCGGCGGCAACCAACUUGAUUGCCGGAGGCGCUGCCGGUAUGAUGGAGGCGCUCGCGUGUCAUCCACUGGACACGAUCAAGGUUCGCAUGCAGCUGUCGAGGCGAGCGCGGCAACCUGGCGCACCAAAACGCGGGUUCGUUCGUACUGGUGUCGAGAUUGUGAAGCGUGAGACACCCCUAGCGCUGUACAAGGGCUUGGGAGCUGUCAUGACUGGCAUCGUGCCGAAGAUGGCCAUUCGUUUCACGAGUUUCGAAACCUACAAGCAGCUGCUGGCUGAUAAGAGCACGGGGGUCGUCACCGGCCUCGCUGCAGGUGUUACAGAAGCCGUCGCUGUUGUCACGCCUAUGGAGGUGAUCAAGAUCCGCCUGCAGGCGCAACACCAUAGCAUGGCCGAUCCGCUCGACGUCCCCAAGUACCGCAAUGCUGCGCAUGCGUUAUUCACAGUGGUCAAGGAGGAAGGUGUUGGUGCCCUUUACCGCGGCGUGAGCCUGACAGCCCUGCGCCAGGGCUCCAACCAGGCCGUCAACUUCACCGCGUACAGCUACUUCAAGGAGGCGCUCAAGAACUGGCAACCUCAGUACGAGGGCACCAACUUGCCGAGCUGGCAGACGACUUGCAUUGGUCUCGUUAGUGGUGCGAUGGGCCCAUUGAGCAACGCGCCCAUCGACACAAUCCCGCCGAGGUUGCAGAAGGCGCCAGCCGAGUUCGGAACCACUGUCACAUUCACCGUGUACGAAUACAUCAAGGAAAGACUUGAGAAGAGCAAUCUCGCGUUCACCGGAGGCAAGUACGAGGAAUAG
This is a messenger RNA of Verticillium alfalfae VaMs.102, 840 nucleotides long. RefSeq names its product succinate/fumarate mitochondrial transporter. Gene Ontology annotation, biological process: transmembrane transport; fumarate transport; succinate transport. The coding region runs from base 1 to 840 and encodes 279 amino acids. NCBI's taxonomy places the organism in Eukaryota, Fungi, Ascomycota, Sordariomycetes, Glomerellales, Plectosphaerellaceae. The transcript is spliced from 5 exons. The record is from RefSeq and is a predicted model, not a curated record.